AAUGGAUAUGGAUGUAACUAAAGAAAAUUUCCCUAUAACUUUCACGAACACGCGUCAAAAUCGUGAAUAGAGCGGGAUCUUUAAGUCGGUUGAGUGAGCAGACCGUAGUAAAUUCGAGUACAAUCGUUGGAUGUAACCUGCUGGAAGGUUCAGUGAUGCCGUAUUGCGUGAAGCGUUUGGAUUUCGAGUUGGAAAGAGAAAGGUCGAAUCGCGCGUUAUGGCUGACGAAAUCGAACGGAAGUUGUUGGAACAGGUGAAGGAACAAGAAGAGCUUGUACGAAAACUCAAAGCUGCCAAAGCCAACGAUGUUCAGGAUUCAACGAAUUUCUCGAUCUUAGAAACGCAAUUAGAAAGCAUUAACCAUGAUUUUGCGGAUGUCAGUUAUGUGUGUGGUUGGAUUCCUACCAUAAAAGAUACGAAAUUUUUUGAUUUUUGCGUCACUUUUAUCGAUGACCAACUACUCUCCAAGUGGCCACAUUUGAAAAGAUGGUUCACAAACGUUCAAAGCUUCGACCAAAUUGAACGUAACACGUUUCUCGAGCCGAAAGGGUCGAUUACCUCUUUGGUGAGAAAAGUUGAUCGCUUAAGGAACCUCUGCCUCUUCGACAAAAAUGUGAUUGAUUUAAAGUUUAAUAAUCAACAUUGAGGCGGACUUUUCUCUUUGAUUCUGGUUCUUCUUUUAAAUCGAUGGAUCAUUUGUGAUGUUGUGUUCGAUGUGGACCAACGCCUUCCUACCUGCACGAAAAUAUUGCCAUGCAUCGAUGCUUUCGAGGCUAAAGAUUGCGGAGGAAGUUACCAAAUUAUCGGAGUUGAAAGCUCAAUUGGGAAACAAGAAUGAGAUACCUUCCAAACUUAUUCUUAAAACGCCUAAAGGUACGAGAGAUUAUGGUCCUGAACAAAUGGCGCUACGGCUUGCUGUAUUGGAUAAAAUAAUUACGGUGUUCAAAAGACACGGUGCUGAAACUAUAGAUACUCCUGUAUUUGAAUUGAAAGAAGUUUUGACGGAAAAGUAUGGAGAGGAUUCAAAGCUGAUCUACGAUUUGAAGGAUCAAGGUGGAGAAAUUUUAGCUCUUAGAUAUGAUUUAACCGUACCUUUUGCCAGAUAUCUGGCUAUGAGAAAAAUCUCUUCCAUAAAGAGAUAUCAUAUAGCAAAAGUUUAUCGAAGGGACAAUCCAUCCACGACAAGGGGUAGAUACAGGGAAUUCUAUCAAUGUGAUUUUGAUAUAGCUGGACAAUACGAUCCUAUGAUACCAGACGCGGAAUGCAUUCGCGUCAUUUCUGAAGCGUUACAGUGUUUAAAUGUAGGACCUUAUACGAUCAAAUUGAAUCAUAGAUCGUUGUUGGAUGGUAUAUUUGCGGCUUGUGGCGUUCCAAAUGAUAAAUUUCAUGCUGUGUGCUCGUCUAUCGAUAAAUUGGAUAAGAAUUUGUGGUCGGAAGUAAAACGAGAGAUCGUUGAAGAGAAAGGUUUGAGUGAAUCGAGCGCUGAUAAAAUUGGCACUUAUGUGUCGCAAUCUGGUGGAAUAGAAUUGAUAUAUGAAUUAAAGAAAGAUAACGAAUUAAUGAAACACGAAUCUGCGGUAAAUGGUCUUGAAUCCAUUGAAUUGUUGUUCAAGUAUUGUAAAAUAUUUCAAGUGACGGAUAAAAUAAUUUUUGAUCUUAGUCUUGCCAGAGGACUCGAUUAUUAUACAGGUAUAAUUUUCGAAGCGAUAUUGACUGGUGAUGAAGUUGGCGUUGGUAGUGUCGCUGGCGGUGGCCGUUAUGAUAAUUUGGUAGGAAUGUUUGAUAGUAAAAAGAAAUCGAUUCCUUGUGUCGGUUUGUCAUUGGGCGUCGAACGUAUUUUCAACGUUCUAGAAACGAAAUUAAAUCAUGAAAGCGUGAAAACGCGAACCAAUGAAAUUGAAGUAUUUGUAGCAACUGCACAAAAAAAUUUGUACGAAGAAAGAAUGAAAAUCUUGACAAUUCUUUGGGAUGCUGGAGUGAAAGCCGAACAUUCUUACAAAAGAAACGUAAAAUUGCUGGCGCAAUUACAUCACUGCGAAGAAAGUGGUAUACCGUUGGUUAUAAUAAUUGGUGAAGGAGAAUUGGCGAAAGGAGAGGUUACAUUAAGAGAUGUUGUGUCUCGUGUAGAAGUUUCGAUUCCGCGUGCACAUUUAAUCGAUGAAAUAAGGAAAAGAUUAUAGAAAAUAUAUCACGACUUACUUUCGAAUGAGUUUCUUAAUUUAUAUAGUAAUUAAAUGAUAUGAUACCAUCAAUUGUUUGAUUUUUUUAUAAAAUAUAGAAUCACACAUUUUAACGAUAUUGCACGAUAUCUUCGUUUCAAGUUCUACGUAUGAAAUAAUAAAAGAAAAAACAAAAAAAAAAGUAGAAAGCUUCUGUGUAAACUAAA
Apis dorsata (giant honeybee) is the source of this 2386-nucleotide messenger RNA. It is a transcript of the gene HisRS, whose product is annotated as histidine--tRNA ligase, cytoplasmic. Bases 702 to 2180 code for a protein of 492 amino acids. Gene Ontology annotation, molecular function: histidine-tRNA ligase activity; ATP binding. The transcript is spliced from 7 exons. Lineage: Eukaryota; Metazoa; Arthropoda; Insecta; Hymenoptera; Apidae. The record is from RefSeq and is a predicted model, not a curated record. Gene Ontology annotation, cellular component: mitochondrion; cytoplasm. Gene Ontology annotation, biological process: histidyl-tRNA aminoacylation; mitochondrial translation.